Molecule: messenger RNA, 3042 nt
Organism: Lampris incognitus (smalleye Pacific opah)
Lineage: Eukaryota; Metazoa; Chordata; Actinopteri; Lampriformes; Lampridae
Product: thyrotropin-releasing hormone-degrading ectoenzyme-like
Exons: 20
Coding region: 1-3042 (1013 amino acids)
Biological process (GO): peptide catabolic process; proteolysis
Cellular component (GO): cytoplasm
Molecular function (GO): zinc ion binding; peptide binding; metalloaminopeptidase activity
Source: RefSeq, a predicted model, not a curated record
AUGGGACUGAACGAUAGCAGUCCCGGAGCCAUGCGGAACGGUCGGGGACUGUCGGACCAGUGGGCCGACUCAGUGGUUGUCCGCCCUCGCAUCACUGAGCGCCACAUCAGGGUGCACAAACGCCUGGUGCUGGGCUUCGCCCUCUCCAUCCUCACCCUCAUCAUUGUCACGGCGGUGGCUGUGCUGCUCGGUGUGCGGUUUGAGGAGUGCAGUGCGGAUAAGGAGACGGGAUCUAACCCACGAUGGAGCGGCGGGUCGGCCAAGUUCAACGGCAGUAAGGGGGAGCGGGGGGAGGAGAGGGGUGGGGAGGAGGAUGUGGUCCAGCCGUGGAGGAUCUCUCGUCUGACAGGCGCAGUGAGGCCGAGACACUACGACCUGCAUCUCACCAUCUACAUGGACAACUUCACCUUCUCCGGAGACGUCAGCAUUGAGCUGGAGUGCGUCAACACCACCAAGUUCAUCAUCCUCCACGCCGACCACCUGGAGGUAGACAAGGUGUCUCUCUCUUCUGACUUACCUACUCGGAGCUCCAGCCGACCAGGGGGCGGAGCUUUGCGUGUGCAUCGUCACUUCCCGUAUCCAGCUAAUCAGAUGUAUGUGAUUGCUCUGCACCGCGAGCUGAAGCCAAUGAGAGUUUACCGUGUGAACAUCACCUUCCAGGCUGUGAUCGAGAACGAACUGCUGGGGUUCUUCAGGAGCUCCUACAUCAUGAAUGGAGAGAAACAGUACCUUGCAGUGACACAGUUCAGUCCUGUCCAUGCACGGAAGGCAUUUCCUUGCUUCGAUGAGCCGAUCUAUAAAGCCACCUUCUCUCUCUCCCUCCGACAUGACCCAGAAUACAUCUCUCUUUCCAACAUGCCCGUCCAGAGAAGCUCAUUGGCUGAGGAGGAUGGCUGGGUGACCAAUCAGUUCGCCCGCACACCGCGCAUGUCUACCUAUUUUCUGGCCUGGGUCGUCUGUAACUUCACCUACAGAGAAACACACACCCACAAUGGCGUGAUGAUCCGUCUGUAUGCACGGCCUGAUGCCAUUUCCAGUGGUGCAGGAGAAUACGCACUCCAGAUCACCCAGAGGCUUCUGGGAUUUUACCAAGACUACUUCAAAGUCCCAUACUCCCUGCCCAAAUUAGACCUGCUGGCGGUCCCGAAGCAUCCGUAUGCUGCCAUGGAGAACUGGGGCCUGAGUGUGUUUGUGGAGCAGAAGAUCCUGUUGGACGCCGAGGUGUCCUCGUCUUCCUAUCAGAUGGAGCUGACCAUGGUGGUCGUCCACGAGAUCUGUCACCAGUGGUUUGGUGAUCUGGUGACUCCUGUGUGGUGGGAGGAUGUUUGGUUGAAAGAAGGUUUUGCUCAUUUUUUCGAGUAUGUUGGAACAGACUUCCUCUUCCCCAAGUGGAACAUGGAGAAACAGCGCUUUCUGACUGACGUCUUGCAUGAGGUGAUGCUAUUGGAUGGUCUAAGCUCCUCCCACCCGAUCUCUCAAGAGGUGGAGCAGGCAACAGACAUCAACCGUGUCUUCGACUGGAUUGCCUACAAGAAGGGGGCAGCGCUGAUCAGGAUGCUUGCCAACGUCAUGGGACAGCGGGUCUUUCAGAAGGGACUCAAUGACUACCUGAUGACGCACAUGUAUGGAAAUGCAGCCAGAGAAGACUUGUGGAAUAAACUGUCUCAGGCGAUGCGCUCAGAGGGGCGGGACAUAGACAUUGGUAAGAUGAUGGACAGGUGGACUCUACAAAUGGGAUACCCUGUCAUCACUAUCAGUAAGAAUGACUCGGCGGAGCUCCCCAGCAGCUACAUCACUGUGACCCAGGAACAUUUCCUGUAUGGGCAGGAAACAGUAAGGAACAGCAGUUCUCAGUGGCUGGUUCCGUUGACUGUGGCUUUGGGAAAUGUCUCCAGCAUCUCAUCAGAGAAGAUCCUCUGGAUAAACAACAAAUCAGAAACCCACAGUGUCGGUCAUAUGGAAGAUGACAUCUGGUUACUAGGCAACAUCAACCAGACAGGGUAUUUCCGGGUCAACUAUGACCUUCAGAACUGGAAACUGUUGAUUCAACAACUGCACAACAACCCUGAGAUCAUUUCUGUGGGCAACAGGGCAGGGCUUAUUGAUGACGCCUUUAACCUUGCCAGGGCGGGGCGUCUACCUCAGAGCAUUCCGCUGCAGAUAAUUGGCUACCUGCCUCAGGAGCAUUCCUUCCUGCCCUGGCAUGCUGCCAGCAGAGCUCUGUACCACCUGGACAAACUACUGGACCGCACUGAAGACUACAGCCUCUUCAGUGACUAUGUGUUGAAGCAGGUAGCUUCACGUUAUCACAAGAUGGGCUGGCCUAGCAACCCUCCUAGCAACCCUCCGGGCAACGAGGGCAGCAUCAUGCAGGCAUCCUACCAAAUAGAAGAGCUACAGAGAGAGGUUAUAAUGCUGGCGUGUAGUUUUGGUAAUAAACACUGUCAUCGCCAGGCUGUCGCUCAGAUCUCUGACUGGAUCUCCAGUAACAAGAACAGGAUUCCUCCGAAUGUGAGGGACAUUGUCUACUGUACUGGUGUCAGUCUCAUGGACGAGGAUGUCUGGGAAUUCAUCUGGAUGAAGUUUCAUUCCUCCAAUGCCAUCUCUGAAAAGAAGAUCCUGCUGGAGGCACUAACCUGCUCGGACAACACUUUCCUCCUCAACAGGUUACUGAACCUGUCGCUGACCUCUGACCUGGUUCCUGAUCAGGAUGUGAUUGAUGUCAUCAUCCAUGUGGGACGGAACCCCCAUGGGCGACACCUUGCCUGGAACUACUUCAGAGAGAAGUGGGAUGUUCUGAAUGCCCGGUAUGGAGAAGCUCUGUUUAUGAACUCCAAACUCAUCGGUGGAGUCACAGAGUUCCUCAACACAGACACUGAACUGAGAGAGUUAAAAGAGUUUAUACAGGCCAGCAGUGGGGGAGCAGGUCCGGCGUUGCCGCGGGCACUGGAGAUUGUGGAGGGAAAUGUGCACUGGCACCGUCUCCACCGGCAACAGUUCUACCAAUGGCUUCGCAAAGCCCCAAACCCCAGCUUUGGCUAA